UAUCCGCAUGCGGUGAUAGAUGGCGCCAUGCCGCCUCGGUCAAUAUUAUUCCAAUGUAUAUUUGAUAACCUAUUGAACUCCCAUAAUAUUUUUAUCCAAACCUAUCAGUGUGUGCUUAAAUUUAGCAGCAUAAUGACGCAUCUGACGCAUCUGUUACUUUUGAUCGGCGGUUCCCUGGCCGUCCUGACGCCCCAACCCUCCUCUGGCGAGUACCAUUUGUUGUCCGACGAAGCGAUACGGAAUAUCAACAAUAUGCAAUCGACGUGGAAAGCGGGUCGUAACUUUCACGAAGCGACGCCGACGCGCUACAUCAAACGCCUGAUGGGCGUCUUGCCGGAUAAUUACAGGCACCGUCUGCCGGUCCUGGUGCCCGAGUACAACUUGGAGGAGAUCGAGGUGCCGGACGAGUUCGACUCGCGUCAGCAAUGGCCGGACUGUCCGACGAUAAGGGAGAUUAGAGAUCAGGGGUCGUGCGGGUCGUGUUGGGCGUUUGGGGCCGUUGAGGCGAUGUCGGAUAGGGUCUGCAUUCACUCCGAGGGUAAGGUCAACUUCCAUUUUUCGUCGGAGGAUUUGGUGUCUUGCUGUUACACCUGUGGUAUGGGGUGUAAUGGUGGGUAUCCCGGGUCGGCUUGGAGUUACUGGGUGCGCCAUGGAAUUGUGUCUGGCGGCCAGUUUGGUACCGAAGAGGGUUGCAAACCUUAUGAAAUAGCCCCUUGCGAACAUCACGUGAACGGAUCGCGCCUACCGUGUACUGGCGAAGGUCCCACUCCUCCUUGCAAGGAGGAAUGUCGGAAAGGGUACCCCAUUCCGUACAAAAAAGAUCGCCUCCACGGCAAAAAGUCUUACUCGGUCGCGGGAGAUGUUAAAUCAAUUCAGGCUGAGAUUAUGAAAAAUGGCCCAGUAGAGGGCGCUUUCUCCGUUUAUGCGGAUUUCGUAAACUACAAAAGCGGUGUCUAUAAGCACGUGACCGGGGAGGAACUAGGAGGUCACGCCAUUAGAAUACUCGGCUGGGGCGUUGAAAACGGCAUGCCUUACUGGUUGGUUGCCAACUCCUGGAAUUCUGACUGGGGCGACAAGGGAUACUUCAAGAUAUUGCGCGGAGAGGACCAUUGCGGAAUUGAGGGUUCCAUUACGGCCGGUCUGCCAGCUUAAUCAUUUACAAUAAUUAACACUAGGGAGUUAGUAGUAGAUAGUUACUUUUUUAAGAUUCACUCAAUAAAGAUUUUUGGAGAUACA
Molecule: messenger RNA, 1236 nt
Organism: Photinus pyralis (common eastern firefly)
Lineage: Eukaryota; Metazoa; Arthropoda; Insecta; Coleoptera; Lampyridae
Product: cathepsin B
Exons: 4
Coding region: 28-1152 (374 amino acids)
Biological process (GO): regulation of catalytic activity
Cellular component (GO): lysosome
Molecular function (GO): cysteine-type endopeptidase activity
Source: RefSeq, a predicted model, not a curated record